This is a messenger RNA of Scylla paramamosain (green mud crab), 4466 nucleotides long. RefSeq lists its product as uncharacterized. The transcript has 13 exons. The coding region runs from base 568 to 3876 and encodes 1102 amino acids. The record is from RefSeq and is a predicted model, not a curated record. Lineage: Eukaryota; Metazoa; Arthropoda; Malacostraca; Decapoda; Portunidae. Gene Ontology annotation, molecular function: sequence-specific DNA binding.
UUAUCUGACAUAUAUAUUAUUCCAUAACGUGUCAAUUUGUGUGUGUGUGUGUGUGUGUGUGAGUGGGUUGAGCAGUGCCAGGUCGUGCUGGGAAGGGAGGGCGGCCGGCUGGCAGACUGUCUGGCUUCAGUUUUGGUCAGUACUGGUCAGUCUUGCCCCACAAAAUCAGUGUUUACGUCUUCCCGUCAGCUUCUACCGGCACCAAGCACCACCAGAGAGGCACGAGUAUGUAAGGCACCCACAUUGCCAUCAAGGCCUGAAGAGUGGAUGAAGCCCUCUACUUUGACUGGAAAAGUUAUCACUCCUCUGAACAUCUAACUUGUUUGUGAUGUGAAUGGAGUGAUCCUCAGCUACUGCUUCAGAUUCCCAGCUACCACCUCUUGAGGAUGAAGCAGUGCCCCAUGCUGAUACCAUGCUGUAGAGGGUCAACAUGCUCCAGCCAGAAUUGUGUAGUAAGAAAUCAUACAAAACUUCUUCCAGCAAUGAAGUAAGGAAGUGAGGUCCUUCUCAGCCGGUUUGGAGUGGGAGGGAGGUGAUCCUUCAGUGAGUAGCAGCAGGAGACCUGAGAUGCCUCGGGGCAGCACCUGCAAGGCCAAGGGAUGCACCUCUAACAAGAACGAUAACCCCGAGCUGAGUUUCCAUUCCUUCCCAAGAAACAAGGAAAGGUUCAAGUUGUGGUGUGAGUUGAUUAAACGGCCUGACCUUAACCAUGGGAAAGCCAUCUCGAGCCGCAUGUCCAUGAGGGUGUGUUCCCUUCACUUUGAGGACCACAUGUACAUGAGUCCCACCAACAAAUCUCGGCUGAUUUGGUGUGCUGUUCCCAAACCUGUGGAAAUAAAAGUGUCAGAGAGAGAAGAGAAGGCUCCUGUGGCUUCCUUGCUGCCAGAACUUGAUGCUAAUGAAAAAAGUUAUUCAUAUUCCUCUUGUCCGGAAGACAUCAUAAUUAAAGAAGAGAGUGUUAUGGAUGAAGACUCCUGUGAUGAUGUCUCUCCACCUUCUUACUGUCCAGAAAGCUCAUCUGCAGAGUUUUUAGCUGACAGCAAAGUGGGAAUUCUUGAACACAGCCAAUCAGGACAAUGUGUCAGAGAAGGAGCAGAUUCAAAAUCACGUCUAGAUAAUCCAGAAAGUGGCCAAGCUUUAUGCUCUGCAAAGACUGAAAUUUUGGGACCUGUGACAGAUGCCUCAGUGUCUUUUGACAGUUUAGUCCUACCACCAGAUGAUAAUUUUGAGAUCAUAUCAAUUCAAGAAAAGAAUGUUUGCUCUUUAAAGGAGGAUGUUAUAGAUGGACCAAGAAAGCCUGUCAAAGAGAUGGACAGUAAUCAAGAUAGCAUUAUGUGCAUAUCUAGUGAACCACUAAACUCUGGAAGUCAAAUGGACAAAACCAACAACCCUUCCUCAAGGCUAUCACUGCCCAUAGAUAGUAGUACCACUUCUGAAACAAAAAUUACAAUAUCUAAUGUAAAAAAAUUUUCACUAUCUCAUAAUCUUGCAAAUGCAUCUUCACAGUCUCAGCCAAAGAGUACAAGUUCUCAGUCAUCAAUCUCUCCAUCAAAAUCUUUCUCUGUUUCCCAACUGAAUGCUCCAAACAACUGUAGUAUAGUUUUGCAAGAGUUUCCUUCAAGGCAUCAGUCCAAGCUCUUCAAUUCUGAUUCUACUGAACCCUUUGCUGACACAAUCAGUAUGAAAGAAAACUUUUGUGAGAAGCUUGAAGUUAAUGAAGAAACCAUUAAUGAAAGAAAGAGUAAAUGCGGGGAGGACUGUGGCUGUGACAAGUGUUUUGCAGCAGCUGAAGUCAUGAAGGCAACCUCACGACGCACAUAUUCUGGUCCUAUCCGACGUCAAAUAGUGAGGACCAAAAGUGGUGCCAAAAGAACAAUUAUGAUUGUGAAGAAAGCAUCUUUAAAGAAUUUACGAGCUAAAGGCCUCAUUCAACCCAUAGGAAAGAAAUAUACAGCAAAUCAAACACAUUCUCUGCAAUCUUCCAAAAAGAACAUCAUCCAGUAUGUCUCCCUUAGCACCAAUGAUCCUUCAAAUAAUCCCUUAAAGUGUUCUCAGUCAGAGGAUUCUCUUCCUUUGAAAGAAGCAGACUUAUGCAGGAAGAGUUCAUCUAUCCAAACACAGCUAAAUGCUGAUGAUAACUGUGAUGGAUAUUCUUCAAGUACAGACUCUGUGGAUGAACCUGAGGUCUCUAGUCAUGCAACUCAAACCCCUAAUCCUCAGGCUGUAAAUCAAAACUCACAAGUUCCUGUUAAAGUGUCAUUGGCACAAACUUCUAUUCCUCAGUCUAUAAAUCAAGACACACAAGCUCCUGUUACAGUUCCAUUAGCACAAACUCCUAAUCCUCAGUUUGUAAAUCAACACACACAAGCUGCUGUUACAAUGCCAUUGGCACAAACUCCUAUUCCUCAGUCUGUAAGUCAAGACACACAAGCUCCUGUUACAGUGUCGUGGGCACCUGUGAAUGGGUCAAAUUCUUUAUCUUUCACAUUCACUGUUACACUUCCUCCAGGGUUCAGCACUCCUUCAGGCAUUAGUCAUGACUCUCUGCAAAAAGCAACAUCAUUGUUAAAUAAUACUGCUCAAUGUACAGUUAGUCAACCUAAUUUACAAACUGAAGACCCUAAUCAAAGGUCAAGCAGCCAUUCAUUAAGCAACUCAGGCAUACCUCCAGACCAGAGAAUAAAAGGAAGUAAAGAAUUAGUAUCACCGCAUUCUAUCACAACUCGGGAUUCUUGGCAAAUUGAUACACCAACUGCAUUAUCAAAACAUUUACUCCCAUCUCCUAUAAUGAACACUUAUAAUCCAAGCAAAGUAAUUGACAAAAACAGUGAUAGCCACUCAUGUGAAACUAUGAGCCCAAUAAUAAAUACAUCCCCAGCAAUGCUUACACAAGAACAUCUUGGCCAUCGCCCCAUUCAUGUCACCAUUCCUGAUUUAGCCUGUGAGGCAACCAGUGAGGAGAACAAAAUCCACAGCACCAGAAAUCCUAGAGAAAGGAGAGAGGGUGAUCAGCCAAGUAAAACAAGACCCAAGAAUAGAGAAAGUAUACAGUGGAUUGCUGUGCCUUCUGCAUCUGUUCAUCAGUCUCCCCCUCCAUCCCCUGGAGCACCUGAACCAAUAGGUGAACCAGAUUUAACCAGUGACUGUCAGAUGUUGAACACAACUCCUCAUUCUUCAAAGCAGUCUAGUGCUGCACUUGGAACCUAUUCCAUUUCAUCACUAGAUCAGAGAGUUCCAAGGAUGCAUUGUCCAACCCUCUACAGAGGAGCCAACAAAGAGCUCAAACGUAAAUAUACUUACCUCUUGAAUAAACAUAGACAAAGGUAUUAUGCAUUACUGAAAAAGUACAAAAUCCUUGAGGAAAAAUAUACUCCACUUAAGGAUGUUGGAACACCUGAGCAAAUAAUAAGAGAUGCUCGUAAGUUUUUAUCAGAAGAACAUCUCCUUUUCCUUGAAAGCCAGAUGUUUUUAAGGAACCGACCUGGAACAGGUAAUAGAUUCUCAAGAAAAUUUAUGAACCUCAUGCUGAAAUAUUAUAAGCGGAGUGGAGCUGGUUAUAGAUACUUGAGGACAAUAUUCACCAUCCCAUCAAUGAAGACCAUCCAGAAGUAUGUUGCCAAGUCAAUUGAUUCUUGGAAUGAAGAUGCACUUGCAGGCUCAAGGGAGGACUGCGAAGCAGGCAGUGAUGAAGUUUAUUCAUCACACAAGAAGAAGGCUGAAGAUAUUUGUCAAGACUCCAGUUCAAAUGAAACUCCUUCAAAAGCAAAUGCAUCAGCUCAAAGUGUGGAGUAUGAAGAUAACUCGGCUAAUCAUUGUGAUUCAGAAGAAUCUAGCCUUGAAGGAAUGGAAGUAGAGGAAAGUGAACAUAAGAGUUGACUUAUUGUCAUGAUGAAUAGGCAUCAUGCAAUCAUGACCUCAUGGAGGACACAGUCAGGGAGUGAAGAGUGACUAAUCAUUUAUUGCAUUAUGCCAGAACUAUAUUUAGAAUUGGAUACCCAGAGUCAGUGAAGAUGAAGUGAAAGUGGUCAAGGCCUGCCUUUGGUGAACAUAAAUGUUUUCUGAUUUCAUAUAUUAACUCUUUGCACCUGCUCAAUAUUUACAGCCAAAGCAGGAUAUGAUGCAUACAGUAUGUUGUUUAUUUCCUUAUCCUUGUUUAAUAUUCUUACAGAUGUGGGAGGGGAGGUUUUUAAUUUUUCAUAAAAUGGGGAAAAUGUCAGGUGUGUUCUUUGUCUUACAGAAAUAAAAGAAGAAUGAUAGAAGUGUACCAAAUACACAAAUUGAGUAGGAUAGGAAGACAAUGAAUCAAGCCAGGAAGAUUUAGGUUCAUCUGGGCAGGCCUUGAUCCCUGUAGUGGCUAUUAUUUUGAUGAUAAGAGUUUAUAAUUCAUAUAUACAUUCUCUCUCUCUCUCUCUCUCUCUCUCUCUCUCUCUCUCUCUCUCUCUCUCUCUCUCUCUCUCUCUCUCUCU